AUGGACAGCACAGACAAGGAAACGAGGUCAGACUCGUCGCGGAAUGAUGGCCUCGUGGAUGUUGAGGCGGCCGCAACAGAGAGUCGCGUCGGGCGCGUACUGAGUCGAAUCGCGUCGGUUCCGAUAACAGACCCUGGCCCUCCACCCGAUGGAGGCUACUCUGCGUGGAUGGCUGCUCUCGCCGCUCACUUUAUCUUCAUGGACACAUGGGGUUUUAUCAACUCUUUCGGAGUCUUCCAGACAUACUAUGUUGAAUUGCUGAAGCGACCACCUGCCGACGUCUCUUGGAUCGGCUCUAUUCAAGUCUUCCUGCUGUUCUUCAUUGGUGCCUUUUCAGGCCGAUUCACAGACGCAGGCUACUUUCGCCCUCUGUUUCUCUGCGGAUCAUUCUUAAUUCUUCUCGGCACCUUCGCAACCUCAUGGUGCACCCAGUACUGGCAAAUACUUCUUUCUCACGGCGUUUGCGUUGGCAUAGGAAACGGUCUCUCAUUCUGUCCAACAUUGGCAGUACUGUCUACGUACUUUGACAAGAGAAGAGCCGUGGCUAUUGGUAUCGCGGCUGUAGGCAGCGCCUCGGGAGGACUCGUCUUUCCAAGCACCGUUAGACAAUUGCUCCCUUCGGCUGGGUUUCCCUGGGCGAUGCGCACGCUGGGCUUCAUUCAGUUGGCAACCCUGACGAUUGGGUUCAUCUUUUUGAAGCCUCGGCUGCCGCCGCGAAAAAAGGCCCAGUUGGUGGACCUGAGGGCCUUCCAAGAGUUGGAAUAUUCCUUCUACGCUGCCGGUGGCUUUUUCUCGUUCAUGGGGGUAUAUUUCGCCUUCUACUACGCCGCCUCGUAUAGUCGAGACGAACUCGGCUUCUCAUACCCGAACUCGCUCAACCUACUUCUGAUCUUGAACGGCAUUGGUUUCAUCGGACGUCUUGUUCCCAACUGGUUCGCCGACAAGGUGGGAACUAUCACCGUGUUUACUCCCAUGGCCUUUCUCUCUGGAGUUUUGACAUAUUGUUGGAUUGCCGUCAAGACGCCGACCGGCCUCUACAUUUGGACCGUCGUAUUCGGUUUCGUGGGCAACGCCGUCCAGGCUCUCUUCCCGGCCGGCGUCAGUGCUCUGACAACAGACCCAAGCAAGCAGGGGACGCGCAUCGGUAUGAUAUUUACAAUCGUCAGUUUCGCCGUGCUGAGCGGACCUCCCAUCGCGGGCGCCAUCAUCACCGCAUGCGGCGGGAGAUACUACGGCGCUCAGGCCUUUGCAGGCAGCUGUCUCAUGAUCGGAACCUUCUUCUUAGCGCUGGCACGGGUAGUCAAGACCAAGAAGAAAGGCGAAGGGUGGUUUGCAAAGAUUUAG
This is a messenger RNA of Colletotrichum siamense, 1344 nucleotides long. It is a transcript of the gene apdF-4, whose product is annotated as Aspyridones efflux protein apdF. Gene Ontology annotation, biological process: transmembrane transport. The transcript is spliced from 4 exons. The record is from RefSeq and is a predicted model, not a curated record. NCBI's taxonomy places the organism in Eukaryota, Fungi, Ascomycota, Sordariomycetes, Glomerellales, Glomerellaceae. Bases 1 to 1344 code for a protein of 447 amino acids. Gene Ontology annotation, cellular component: fungal-type vacuole membrane. Gene Ontology annotation, molecular function: transmembrane transporter activity.